This is a messenger RNA of Ochotona princeps (American pika), 1117 nucleotides long. RefSeq names its product transmembrane protein 38B (gene TMEM38B). NCBI's taxonomy places the organism in Eukaryota, Metazoa, Chordata, Mammalia, Lagomorpha, Ochotonidae. Gene Ontology annotation, cellular component: membrane. Gene Ontology annotation, molecular function: identical protein binding; potassium channel activity. Gene Ontology annotation, biological process: potassium ion transmembrane transport. The transcript is spliced from 6 exons. Bases 111 to 986 code for a protein of 291 amino acids. The record is from RefSeq and is a predicted model, not a curated record.
CGCUCCCGCGGCCGCCCCUCCCCCGCCGCUCGCCGCGCUCGCGGGGCACCGGUGGUGGCGCCGGGGCAGCUGCGGCCUCAGGGCUGUGUGUGUGUGAGCCUGUGGUAGCCAUGGACUCUCCGUGGGACGAGCUGACGCUGGCCUUCUCCCGCACGUCUAUGUUCCCCUUUUUUGACAUCGCCCACUAUCUAGUGUCCUUGAUGGCUAUGAAGCGGCAGCCGGGAGCAGCAGAGGUGGCAUGGAAGAAUCCAAUUUCAAGUUGGUUUACUGCUAUGCUCCACUGCUUUGGUGGGGGAAUUUUAUCCUGUAUUCUGCUUGCAGAGCCUCCAUUGCGGUUUCUUGCAAACCACACUAAUAUUUUGCUGGCCUCUUCAAUCUGGUAUAUUGUAUUUUUUUGCCCAUAUGACCUAGUUUCGCAUGGCUACUCAUUCCUGCCUAUUCAACUACUGGCUGCUGGAAUGAAGGAAGUGACCAGAACCUGGAAAAUAGUAGGUGGAGUCACACAUGCUAACAGCUAUUACAAAAAUGGCUGGCUGGUCAUGAUAGUUAUUGGAUGGGCCCGAGGUGCAGGUGGUACUAUUAUCACAAAUUUUGAACAGUUAAUAAAAGGAUAUUGGAAAUUGGAAAAUGAAGAAGAUUGGCUGAAGAUGACCUACCCUUCGAAGGUAACUCUUCUGGGAUCAGUCAUCUUCACAUUCCAGCAUACCAAGCAUCUGGCAAUAUCAAAGCAUAAUCUUAUGUUCCUUUAUACCAUCUUUCUUGUGACCACAAAGAUAACCAUGAUGAUUACAGAGACUUCGACUGUGACGCUCGCUCCCUUUGAGGAUACGCUGAGUCGGAUGCUGUUUGGCUGGCAGCAGCAGUUUUCCUUUGAAAAGAAAAGUGAAACCAAACCAUCUUCCAAUGGCACUGGGUCAUCAGCCUCAAAACCUGUAGCUGAGGCUUCAGAUCCUGUUAAAAAGAAACAUAAUAAGAAGACUGAGUAAAUGUCCUUGGUGAAUUCUAAAAGACAAAAAUUUUUUUUCUUAUCUACCUACCAGAUUGUGAUAAUAUUUCUAUGUGAAUAAUGUGAAAUAAAGAUUACGUGUGAAGAAUGGAGGUGAGAAAAAGGAAGAAA